AUGGAAGAAGUAGGUGUUGCAUAUGGAAAAACAAAUUUAAAUUCAGUAAUCUCAACCCUCUCACCUACAUCUUUAUCAACAACAAUAGUUCAAACUCAAUCAAAUGCUCGUCGAAAUGAAGCUAUUCAACAAGCUGAUGUUUCAUCUUCUAGACCGGCACUACUAGCACAUGAUGUACUCGGACCAUUAUUAUUUGAAGUAAGAUUAAAAAUAUAA
Molecule: messenger RNA, 216 nt
Organism: Didymodactylos carnosus
Lineage: Eukaryota; Metazoa; Rotifera; Eurotatoria; Philodinida; Philodinidae
Source: the annotation of a GenBank genome assembly